Zeugodacus cucurbitae (melon fly) is the source of this 3194-nucleotide messenger RNA. Its product is annotated as serine/threonine-protein kinase Nek8. Gene Ontology annotation, biological process: protein phosphorylation. Bases 253 to 2802 code for a protein of 849 amino acids. The transcript is spliced from 17 exons. Lineage: Eukaryota; Metazoa; Arthropoda; Insecta; Diptera; Tephritidae. The record is from RefSeq and is a predicted model, not a curated record. Gene Ontology annotation, molecular function: protein kinase activity; ATP binding.
UUAACAACUAAUUUGUUUUCGAGAACGACAACUUUAUAAUAAAUGUAACAUUAUUCUUAAACGUCUUCGUUAAAAAUGGGCAAACUGAAAAGCUGCAUAAUGGAUCUCAUUGCUAGGCAAUAUUAAAUUGACCACAACAUUUUCACUGGUCAGUGGCCCUCAUUUGUUAGUAGGCCGUCAUUUAAAAACAAGUUAAAGUUGUCGAUAGAUGGACUAGAUGGAAUAAAUAUAAGCUUUGGAUUGCACAUAAAAAUGAAAAAAAUCAAAGCUAAGGCCAGUUCUUUACCGAUUUUUAAUGGGCGAAUAUCCGAUUCCUCAGCAUCAAGUAAUUCUUCCGUGAAUGCCUUGUCAUCGAGGUCAAAAAAGAGGGCCACUUUUAACGGAGUGAUGCCGCCCAAAAUUUUCACCAUAUCCAAUUCUUCAUCUUCGGUAUUAGCAUUAUUGAGAGACGAAACUCUAAAUAAAAAUGGAGGACCUGAAUUUGGUGAUAGAUCGAUUAUGGGUCAUAUCACCAAGCCACCUGAAGGCAUCAGUUCUUCAAAUACAGUUGUUGAUGGGCUGAGUAAUUAUGAAAAAAUUAGAGUGGUUGGACAAGGCUCAUUUGGAGUGGCAAUAUUAUAUCGACGCAAAUUUGAUAAUCAUCACGUUGUUUUCAAGCAAAUCAAUUUAGCAGACUUGACCCCAUCCGAACGUGAUUUGGCUAUGAAUGAAGUUGAAGUCUUUUCUAAGCUCCACCAUCCGAAUAUAAUUAGUUACUUGGGUAGCUUCAUUAGAAACAACACGUUGCUAAUUGAAAUGGAAUUCGCGGAUGGUGGCACCCUGGCUCAAGUUAUAGCGGACCGUCUGUUGAAAGAUUAUUUUCCCGAACGUUAUAUCGUUGCAGUUUUUGAGCAGAUUUCAAGUGCCAUUAAUUACAUGCAUUCUGAAAAUAUUUUACAUCGAGAUUUGAAAACUGCAAAUGUGUUUUUGAAUAAACGAGGAAUAGUAAAAAUCGGAGACUUUGGCAUAUCAAAAAUUAUGAAUACGAAAGUUUUGGCACAAACGGUACUAGGAACACCAUAUUACUUCAGCCCAGAGAUGUGCGAGGGUAAGGAGUAUGACCAUAAAAGCGAUAUAUGGGCACUAGGUUGUAUACUUGGUGAAAUGUGUUGCCUAAAGAAAAGCUUUGCGGCCUCAAAUCUCUCCCAAUUGGUUUCCAAGAUAAUGGCGGGUAACUAUACCACCAUACCGACGGGCUAUUCUUCGGGAUUACGCAGUCUCCUAGAUAAUCUCUUGCAAGUUGAUGCUUCACUUCGUCCAAAGGCCUCGGAGAUAUUGGAGUAUUGGAUUCCGCUAAUAUUUAGAAAUAUGGGAAAACAUAAGGGUUAUUCCUAUAAUGACGAUAUACUUGCAAUGAAUCCCAUUUCAAAUAUGGGUACUGAAUUACAACCUCCCAAGGAGGACAUGGAGCUCAGUUUUUGUUUGGAGCCAGACAAUUCUGAGCGAGCAUUGACCGAGUUCCCAACCGGACACACCGAAAGGGAAGCUAUGAAUGCGGAAACCGCCAUACCGAAUGAAAUAAUUUAUAAGCGAUCCGUAUUAUACCAAUUAAAGGCAUUUGGCAACAGCUUCAGCAUGAAUCCCAUACAAUUACCUCCUAAAGCUCGCAUACGCUCAGUCGCUGCAAGUGACUCACAUUUUGUGGUUGCUAAUGAUGAUGGUUCGGUUUAUGCGUGGGGGGAGGGUAUACACGGACAACUCGGUUCAUCAUCGCUUGAAGGAUGGAAACAUUAUCCCAGUAGAAUGGAAAGUAUUCGAAACCAUUACAUUAUAAGCGCAUGCGUUGGCGAUGGCUUCAGUAUUCUAUUAACUCAAUCCGGUACGGUUCUCAGUUGUGGUGAUAACUCUAAGUAUGCAUUAGGACAUGACGAAAACAAGUUAUAUCAUACUCCAAAAACUGUAUCUAAGCUACAGGACAUACAAAUAGAGAAAAUAGCGGCCGGUACUGAGCAUGUGCUUGCUUUAAGCACCGAUGGCUCGAUCUACGUUUGGGGUACCAGCACGCAAGGAGCCCUCGGUUUGGGUAAAUUUCAAACACAACAAAAAAUCCCACAAAAGGUUCUACUGCCACAUAUGAAUGGAAAAGCUGAGAAAAUCAUUUGCGGUCCAAAUAUUUCAGCAGUUCUUUUUAAAAACGGAGACUUGUAUGCCUGUGGCUGCAACAAAUACAAGAAGUUGGGGUUUAAAAAAAGCAACAUAACAGCAUUCAAAAAAUUACAACUGCCCCAUAAAGUUCUUUCGGCAAGCUUCUCUUCUAUGCAUACCGUUUUGUUAGUGGAACACGGUAGGAUCUACACGAUGGGUCGGAAUUCAGAAGGACAACUGGGAGUAGGGCACACAGAUGGUGUUGAGCGGCCCACAUUGGUAGAAUUUCUUACGGAUCGUACCAUUGUAAAUUGCAAAUGCAAUGAUCAAGGCACAAUAGUUACCUCUAAGGAUAAUUUCAUUACCUUUUGGGGAACAAGAAAUGGCAUACCAGCCUUUGGGGAGAGUAACUUCUUUAAGUUGCAUGGUCAUAACCAAAACUCUACUAAUACCGAUGUCAACAACAGCACCGUGGCCUUUACUAAUUUCCUUGCCUCGAUUUAUAAAUCUGAGCUACUUUUAGAACCUGUAGAUCUAUUGUCUUUGUAUGCAUCCAAGGAGCAGCGUGAAAAAGGCUACAAUAUUGAAGUCAGCAAUAUAUAUCUCCUGUCGCACAGUGUUUUAGUGUUGGUGGAUACGACGACGCCGCUGGUAUCCUCUCUGGAAGAUGUGCAGUAAUGUACGAUCAAUGAUAUAACAAUAAUUUAAUUACAUUUUGUAUUAAUGUAAUCUGUUUUAUUUUUAAUCCAAAUUCACUUAAAUAUAAAUGACAAAUUUAUAGCAUAUUUUUGAAAUACGAGAAAAGGGAGCACUAAAAACUUAUGAUCAAAAAUAAUUACAAAAUGACGUUCAGGCAUUAUUUUCUCAAUAAUUACACAUAUUGAUGUUGAAUCUAGCACAUCUCUCCUGUAGUUUUCUUGAAAUGUGGGAAUAUUUGUCGUGAAACCUAAAAAUUAAACUGCUAAAUUUUUAGCAUAACUCAUCACUUGUCAUAUUUACUAAUUCAGAAAAAUGUUUUUAAAACAUUGAACAUGUAUAGCGUUUUGUUAUCUUGUCGAAUACAAAUGCUU